Messenger RNA from Myotis davidii, 2845 nucleotides. It is a transcript of the gene NRN1, whose product is annotated as neuritin 1. Gene Ontology annotation, biological process: nervous system development; neuron projection extension. Gene Ontology annotation, cellular component: plasma membrane. The transcript has 3 exons. The coding region runs from base 188 to 583 and encodes 131 amino acids. The record is from RefSeq and is a predicted model, not a curated record. NCBI's taxonomy places the organism in Eukaryota, Metazoa, Chordata, Mammalia, Chiroptera, Vespertilionidae.
CCCUCCCUCUCCUGCUCCCUCUCUCUCUUCCUUCUCUCCCUCUCUCUCCUCCCUCUGCUUUCCCGGUGCAGAAAGUAUCCGUCGCUCCUGGAACUUGUUGGCAAUGCCUAUUUUUCAGCUUUCCCCCGCGUUCUCUAAACUAACUAUUUAAAGGUCUGCGGUCGCAAAUGGUUUGACUAAACGUAGGAUGGGACUUAAGUUGAACGGCAGAUAUAUUUCACUGAUCCUCGCGGUGCAAAUAGCGUACCUGGUGCAGGCCGUGAGAGCAGCAGGCAAGUGCGAUGAGGUCUUUAAGGGCUUUUCAAACUGUUUGCUCAAGCUGGGCGAAAGCGUGGCCAACUACCCGCAGGGCCUGGACGACAAGACUAACGUCAAGACCAUGUGCACGCCUCGGCAGGGCCUGCGCCGCCCAAGGGGACGCUGUAGCCUGCAGUGGGCAGAGGAGGAUCAUUCGGCGGAGGCCCAGUCCAACACAGAGACGUGCUCAUCCUCCGCGCUGAAACCAGGGCGAGGGGCAGCGAGAGCGAGAGCGGCUGCCAAUUCCUCCCUGUUUGGAGCAGUCUUCCUCAGUCUUUGCUUCUGAAUGAGAGGCCUGCCCAGUACCCUACAAAGAAUAGUUUUGGUUUCAGGGGAGGCUUAGGUAAUGAUACAUUUGCCUAAAAGGAAAGUCUCUCCCCUAUUUUGUCCAUUUCCCCUGAUUAAAACUCUCCCCUCAAGUGCACAUCAAGAAAGCUGGGGUGCAGGCAAGGGAGCACUGGGCCCCCUUCCUCUUUCUGGGAAAAAGAGUGAGAGGAUAUUUUGUUUCCUGCCAAUGACUUUGCCCAAGAAGAAUGUGUUCUGGUCAUCUAGUGACUGUUGAGUGUGUAGUAAUUUGCUAGGUUUAGGGUAGUCACCCUCCAUGGUUUUUUUUUGUUGUUUCCCUCUUUCUUGGUCUACAAUGUAGACUCUACAUGUAUUAAAAGGCCAGGGCGGUUAAGGGUCCAAGGAGCGCCAUGAAAGAGUUCGUGGCCAGGCUCAGUGACAUUUCAGCUGCUGCAAACCUUGGAAAUAUCCCUAUCCUCUGCAAUAACACACACCUUAUUUUAUUUUUCAAAAACAGAUGUGAUACCCCCCUCAUAACGACCCUUUCAAUAAAGUCAAGGCAAUGGGUAUUCCUUGUACCACAGAGGUUGGAGUGACCAUUUGCUGUACCACCUUUUUAUACUGUGAAGUCCUUCUCUCUAAUUCCUGAGGGGUGGCGGGUGUAUUUAAAUUAUGAGUAAUUAAACAGGAGUCAAUUUUGCUAUGCAUUUUCCUAAAUAUCCAGAUACCCACUAGGAGCCACAGCAGCUAAGUAGCUGGUACCUUCCUAUCAGGAAAAGGAUAAAUGUUUGGGUCUGGGAUGCAUACCUACCUAUUGUAAUUCCAAAUAUCUGGUGCUAGGUAAGAUUACAUCUAUUCACAAUAAAAGGUUAAAUAUAGAUCAGCUCCCAAAUGCUCCAUCAUUUGCCACAACUUGGUUAUUCCAAGUUAUUUGAGUUUAUUUUGCAAGGUUUGGUCCUGAAAAAUGGAAAUGAGGAGGGCCCCUCCAGAGGUCACAGGCCACAGCUGGGUUGAGGCUCUCACUGAGUUGGUGCACUGGGUGCUCCACAAUUCCUUUCAGUCCCACCUGGACACCUGACCCUUUCCACCAUGCCUCUCUCCCUCUGGGCAGGGCUUGUUCCCAUCUGGGCAUAAAGAAAGGAGGGAGUUAGACUCCCUUUGGGAGGUGCCUUUUUUUUUUCAGAGAACUGUGCCUCCACAUCUUAGGUUUCUCAAAGCUUGCUAUUUUUUUUCCAGCUGAGGAACCUAGAAGCCCUACACCCCAGAACCAUUACCACCACCACCACCACCCCCCAUUAUAAAUUAGAGACUCUGGGAGGUCAUUAGAGAACACCAUAGCUCCAGGCAAUCCAACAAGCAUUUUAACUUGAUUAUUUGCCAGAAGAUGGUGAGGGAGUGGAAACAAGGAUAAAUCAAACAUAGUGCCUGCCUUCAAUGUGUUUACAGUCCAGGCUAGAGAGCAGAAGGAAGGGAUAGGAGACAAUGCAACCAAACUGCGCGGUCUGUGGUCACUGGUGACCUGGUCUCAGGGCCCCUUGAGGUGGAAGCCAGCGGAGUUAUUGAGGCACAGAUCGACCUGCACUGAGAGGAGACAGCGCCCCAGGAAUCGAUCACGGGUUGGAAUUAUAUUUAGGCUUGAGAUCUAUUUUGGGUUUUCAGAAGAAAGGGGGACAAUAAAUAAGGACAGGUUGGAUGAAGGUUGUGGGGGCGGGGCUAGGAACUGAGUCCUGGGGGAAGAAGGCGCCGAGGGAGGUGCCAGGCUCCGGAAGAGGCCGGAAGGGAGGACGAGGAGCCCGGUGUCACAAAGGUUGGCAACCUUGGGCCCCGCGCCAGCCCUGGAGUCCUGGCCUGGGGCUGGGCACUAUCCUCAGGCUCUGGGGAGGAGGCCUCACGGGAUCCAAGUCCAAGAAGAAGACUGGGGGGCGGGGAGAGAAGAGGUGCGCAAGAGAGACUAAGUGCGCAAGGGGGAGCACAGAGGUUUGCAAAAGGUAGGUGUGGAAAGCUGGCCCAGGGCCUCGGGCACCAACACUCCCCUACCCGGGAAGGGGCGAGGCAAGCCCGAGCUUCCUGACAGAAUCUGAGCUGGGGGACUGGAGAGCAACGGGAGGAGCCACGGAGGACCGAAGCCAGUGAGGAUGGGGAAGCAGUGAGGAACUGAACCAAGGAAAACCGAGGGGAGGUGGAAAGGAGGAAGACAAAGGAGGUUAGAGGGAAGAAGGAAAAUAAAAGAACGGGAGACCCAAGGCAGGGAGAGGGGAGAAAG